GAGCAGUAAAGAACCUGAUCCUCUUUCUAUCUAUAGUCUAUAGACGAAACUGUUGGACAGACAGAUACUAUUAUUAUCAAUCUCCCAUUCUCCCGCUAAGCCGGCCCUCUGUUCCGAUCAGUGCCAAAGCCAAAGCUCUCUGUAUUUGCAAUGACCACAGCGGCUUCAGCCCCUUCGAGAGCUGAAGUUCUCUCUCUCUUCCGUUCUUUAUUACGAGUUGCUCGACAAUUCUCCGAUUACAAUAUCAGAGAGUACACUAAGCGGAGAACGAUCGACUCCUUCCGUCAGAAUCGCGACCUAGCGGAUCCUUCGACAAUUUCGUCGGCCUUUUCUGAUGGGAAAUCUCAACUCGAAGUAGCGAGAAGACAGGCGGUCGUUUAUUCAUUAUACGCGCCGAGAGUUAAGAGCGUCAUGGAGAUCGAGCAUCGAUGAAGAACUUUUUUGGUACUUGUAGCAGUUGAUAGUUGAUACCAAUUUGAAGAACUUAUUCUCUAGGUUCGUUUAUCUCAACGGUAUUUGAUGUGAUCCAUUUUAAGGAAAACGCUGUUUUUUUUUUUUCCAUUAAUUUUGGGUUUCGGAAUAUGUAGUGUAGUCCUGUAGGACUAUCGUACUGGUCUAUAAAACUUUGCUGAUUUUUGGGGUUUUACCCACUAGCUCGAAUGUUUUUUUUUUGUUGAUACUCAUUGAGGAGAGAAUCUAAACCUAAUUUAUUUCUUUGUUUGUUGUUGUCAUUACUAUUAAUUGAUUUCCGUUCAGUA
This is a messenger RNA of Nelumbo nucifera (sacred lotus), 758 nucleotides long. Lineage: Eukaryota; Viridiplantae; Streptophyta; Magnoliopsida; Proteales; Nelumbonaceae. The record is from RefSeq and is a predicted model, not a curated record.